AGUGCACCAGUUCUCAAAACUCGUGUUGCCAUAUCCCGAGACCAUACGCCAUGUACCGCGGUCAAUCCGACAGCACCGAAAAGUCUGUGAGCCUUCGCCCAACGGUGGUUCUGGUGGACCCGUGCUCCACAGGGGCCAUGUUGGCACGUGAGCUGGAGCAACGAGGCUACGCGGUGCUGGCCCUCUGGACUCAGGAGUGCGGCGAGCACCGAGGCCACCUCCCUGCGGCCGCGGAAGGCUUUCCCGAGAAGUUCCUGGCUGAGGUCGAUGAGGAGGCAACGCUGGCUCUGACAGCAAAAGCUAUCCGCAAGGCAGCGGAUGCGGAACCCAUUGCAGUGAUUUGUGGUGGAGAAACUGGCGUGAAGGUAGCCGAUGCCUUUUCCGAGUUCUUGGGCCUCCGGGGGAACACCACGGCCGAUGGCAUGCAGAAUCGCCGCGACAAACAGGUCCAGCAGGACGCCGUGAAGGCUGCUGGACUGCGCGCGGUGCGCUCCGUUUGCGGUCGAAAUUGGGACGAGGUGCGGCACUUCACCGAGACCGAGAGUUUCCCCAUCAUCGUGAAACCUGUGGAAUCUUCGGGGUCAGAUGGGGUGAAACUUUGUCACAGCAAGAGUGAGGCAGAAACUCACUUUCAGCUCCUUAUGACCUCUCACCGCAAGUGCGGAUCGCAGCAGGCCGCAGUCUUGCUGCAGGAGUACUUGAAAGGCAAGGAGUACAUUUUGGACCACGUCUCCCGUGAUGGCGUUCACAAGACCACCUUGGUUUGGGUCUACGACCGGCGCCCGGCCAACGGCGCGGGCUUCGUCUGCUUCGGGCAGCAGUGCGUGGCCUCCGACUCCGAGGUGGCACGGGAGCUGAUCCAAUACACACGCGGCUGUUUGGAUGCCCUGAAGAUCACCGAUGGGGCCACACACACCGAGGUGAUGAUGACCGAGACCGGUCCCUGCUUGGUCGAGGUCAACAGCCGUUGCCACGGAGCCGCUGGAUCCUGGAUGCCCCUGGCUCGAGCGCUCACCGGCUACACCCAGGUGGAUGCAUGCGUGGAUGCUUUCUUGGAUGAAAACGCCUUCGCAGGACUGCCUGACGUACCAUUGCCAUUCCAAGCCUCCGGACAAGUGUCAAUGCUGAUCUCUUAUCAUGAGGGUGAGGUGGAAUCCACCCACUUUCACAAAGUGCGGGAGUUGUCUUCCGUGGUCUUCUUGGAAGAAUUCCUUCAGGCCGGUGGACGAUUGGAGAAGACCGUGGAUCUCUUUGGUCUCGUGGGGAUGUGCGUCUUGGUGCACUCGGACCCCAUGGUGCUAGCAAGCGACCUUGCAACCAUUCGCUCCAUGGAGGAAAACGGCUCCCUGUUUGUUUUGGCAAACUGAGCUGGGUAAUUAUGUGGAGUUUGUUUUUUGCUGAGAAGCGAUAGUUUGCUCGUU
Molecule: messenger RNA, 1421 nt
Organism: Cladocopium goreaui
Lineage: Eukaryota; Dinophyceae; Suessiales; Symbiodiniaceae
Source: the annotation of a GenBank genome assembly